UCGAUGGCGUUUCUCGGGAACGGCUACUGCUCGUCGGGGUCGGAGGGGGAGGACGAGGACGAGGGGGUGGAGGGGUACCGGAAGGGAGGCUACCACGCCGCCAGGCCCGGCGACCGGUUCGCCGGCGGGAGGUUCGUCGCGCAGCGGAAGCUCGGGUGGGGGAACUUCUCCACCGUCUGGCUCGCGUACGACACCCUCCUCAGCAGAUUUGUCGCGCUCAAGAUUCAGAAGAGCGCGAGGGAUUACGCACAAGCGGCACUCCACGAGAUAGAGCUAUUGUCGGCAAUAGCCAAAGGCGACCCAACGAAUUCCAAGAACGUCGUGCAAUUGCUGGACCAUUUCAAGCAUGCUGGCCCAAACGGACAGCAUGUUUGCCUGGUCACCGAGUUCCUUGGUGACAGCUUGCUAAGAUUGAUACGGUACAACCGGAAUAAGGGCAUUGGUCUGAACAGAGUCAAGGAAAUUUGCCGAUCAGUGUUGGUCGGUCUUGAUUACUUGCACAGAGAGCUUGGCAUCAUCCACACGGAUUUGAAGCCGGAGAAUGUUCUUCUUGUGUCAACAAUAAACCCAUCGAAGGACCCAGUGCGCUCUGGGUUCACACCGAUUCUUGAGAGAGCUGUGAGCAACCAGUACAGCGGGUCAGUAAUUAGUUUCAGUGAAAAGAUGCUUAAGAUGCGGGCAAGACGAGCUGUUGCAAAGAUUUCACAGAGGAGGGUGUCUCUUGGUGGAGUUGCAGCAGAGAUGGAGAAGGAGAGGAGCCUGGAUGGUAUUAGCUUGAAGUGCAAGAUUGUUGAUUUUGGGAAUGCCUGCUGGGGAAGUCAGCAGCUUGCUGGUGAAAUACAGACAAGACAGUACAGAGCUCCUGAGGUUAUCAUUGGUGCCAGUUACUCAUAUUCUGCUGAUAUGUGGUCAUUUGCUUGCAUGGCCUUUGAGCUUGCAACCGGUGAAGUGCUGUUUGCUCCCAAUAUAUGUCAGGGCUGUAGUGAAGAUGAGGAUCACUUGGCUCAGAUGAUGGAAACCCUUGGAAAGAUGCCUAAGAAGAUUGCUAGUUCAGGUAAUCGUUCAAAGGAUUACUUUGAUCGGCAUGGAGAUUUAAAAAGGAUCAGAAGGCUGAAGUUCUGGCCUCUAGAACGUGUACUCGUUCAGAGAUACAAUUUCACUGAACCUGACGCCCACAGUUUCGCUGAUUUUCUUCGUUCAAUUCUAGAUUUUACUCCAGAAAACAGACCGACGGCUGCAGAUUGCUUGAAGCACCAAUGGCUAAACUGAUUUGACAAUACUGUUACUUCGGAAAUCUAACAAGUAGAAGCUUGGUUAUCAGUUACUCGUUUGACUGAGAAUGCAGAGAAUUGUGGCCUUGGUUCUUUGCCUUCUGAUAUCUGGGAGAGCUCGGUUUUCUGAUGCAGCUCAGUUUUCAUAGUGCAAACAGUAGACACCCUCACCAUCUGGAUAGCAAAUGGGUAUCAUCAGAGUGAUGUUUGAGCUUUAGUUUAUUUCUAUUUAUGAAAUGCUUGAUCAUGUAUUUGGACGUAGCAAAAUUUCUACUAGUGUGUUUUGGGUGUGGAGCUAAUGACAUGCUAAUUGGUGUCAGCAUGUACGUUUGCCUGAAUUCUGUCGGCUGUGCCUCAUGUUGAUAACUUGAUAUAAGAUGUAGCGUUUGCUAAUCUGAUCUGGGCCAUCUGGCCACCAAACUUUUUAUCUUUUGGUUGAGAAAGAACAGUUCAGUGCAGCCGUGCAUCUAAUCUUUAUGCUCAGUGGAUUCUGUGCUGUAAAGCUGCUUACUGGUUCAGAGGUAGCGUGCUUCAUUGCAGUUUGCUUGCUACUACCGUUUUAUCGGUGAUUCGAGCUGUAACCUGAUCGUAGUCCUG
Molecule: messenger RNA, 1868 nt
Organism: Oryza brachyantha (malo sina)
Lineage: Eukaryota; Viridiplantae; Streptophyta; Magnoliopsida; Poales; Poaceae
Product: SRSF protein kinase 1
Exons: 4
Coding region: 4-1269 (421 amino acids)
Biological process (GO): regulation of mRNA processing; protein phosphorylation; spliceosomal complex assembly
Molecular function (GO): protein kinase activity; ATP binding
Source: RefSeq, a predicted model, not a curated record